This is a messenger RNA of Eremothecium sinecaudum, 2361 nucleotides long. It is a transcript of the gene URC2, whose product is annotated as Urc2p. The transcript has a single exon. The record is from RefSeq and is a predicted model, not a curated record. NCBI's taxonomy places the organism in Eukaryota, Fungi, Ascomycota, Saccharomycetes, Saccharomycetales, Saccharomycetaceae. Gene Ontology annotation, molecular function: zinc ion binding; DNA-binding transcription factor activity, RNA polymerase II-specific. The coding region runs from base 1 to 2361 and encodes 786 amino acids. Gene Ontology annotation, cellular component: nucleus.
AUGCCAAAUCUGAUGUCUAGUAAGGUGUUAGACGAUAUUACAGGAUCCAGAAAUGAUAGUAACGAGGAAAAGAAUAGUUUAGAAUCUAGUAAAACGUUGAUAGUUCAUGAUGGUGAUAGCUCAUCGCAUGAAAAGGAUGACGAGGAACUAAUGAAAGGAAAAAAGCGCGUUGCACCAAAGAGUGGUGAAGAAAAGGGAUGCUGUAUAACUAGUAAUCCAGAGUAUGGCAACAAUGAUAGUAAAAACGUUAGGAAGCAGAGAAAGAAAAGGAAAACUUAUAGCUGUGAUGUAUGUCGGAAACAAAAGACAAGAUGUGAUUAUGAACAACACGUUGGUAAGUGCAGGAGAUGUAGCGUUUUAAGUUUGGAAUGUUCAUUAUCGCAGUAUUGUAAGGACGAGCAGGAUAGAGUUGAUUUGAGAAGUUCACUGUAUCCUUCACAUGUGGAACUGCCGACCGGGAGAAACGUUCCCGAUCAUGGAGAUGUGGGUCCGCCUUUACAAGUGUUAGAUAAAAGGCUACUGUUACUAGAGUCAUAUAUUAAUGACUUGCAUUCCAAAUUUGACAAGGUUGUGAAGCAUCUAGAAGGACGUAGAGAUGUUCGGUUCCCUGGUGACGAGCCGCGUGAUACUAAUUUGCCGUAUUAUGCAGCUCUGUCUGGCACGACGGAAAGGGCUUACCCCAGCAUCCAACCACAUUUUUCUAGUGUUAAUCCUCCAAUUACUUUAUUUCAGCAGGCAGGUCUUCGAGGAACAUCGCAUGAUCAUGUAUUCAGCAAGGGCUUUUUAGAUAGUUUGAAGCUGCAGGAGCCACCUUUUAAAUUGGUGAAUGAUAUAGAUUCCCGUUUCUUUCCGGAGAGCAAAGAAUUAACGAGUAGUAUGCUGUUAGAGAAGCGACAGAGGCCGUUUGUUGUUGCCCGGGAUGGAUUUAUGAGAUAUUUUAAUGAAAAUGAACAGCUCUGUUUGACGUUAUCAAAGGAGUUUUUGGUAAAAUCACACUUUUGGAUUAUACCAGGGGGGAUCAAGGCGAUCGAUAGAGCAUAUGUGGAGGAACAUGCUUUUAUUUCAAGUGUUUUUACUAUGAUUGCGAUGGGUUUUGAUGACAACAACAAAUAUAGCACGGAACAGGAGCUACUAUAUAAUUACAUGGAAGGAAUGCUAACUAGUACUUUAACUAUGAUUGAUAGAUUAACGGAUCAUGAUAUUGAAGCGAUACUUUACUGUUCUAUGUUCAACGUCUCUAGGAAAGCGAAGCGACAUAGGCAAACGCGAUUUCAUUCACUAGGGCUUUCUAAGUUUGCCUUGGACUGCUUAUUGACUAUAAUUGAUUUUCAUAAGAUUAAGGAUCGUGUACUAGUCAAUGAGGAGUAUAAUGCAACUGAUCUAUAUCACUUGAGAAUUCUAAAUUCAUUGUCAGAGUGUUUGCUCCAGUAUUCUAUUGGUUACGGUGAUUUCACGGUUCUGGACGGUACGAUUCGAGAGUUUAACAAACUUACCGCAAAGUUUCCUCAGGCCAAUUUUGGCGAUGAAAUCAAAAUCAGUAAGAUCAACCUAGCUGAAAUUGUAACAGAAAUAUUUCUAUCUUUCAAAUCAUACUUUAAUCGGACAUUGAAGCUAUUCGAUGAUCAGAAUUCUCAGGACGAUUCAUUACUUUUCCCAGAAAUUGAAUAUUGGUUGAGUAACUGGGAUGAAUUAUUAUCCAAAGACGAUGGUGGUGUAUUACAGUUUUCCUAUCAUUUCUACUACAUUAUGAUAUUCCGCACAUUUUUGAUAGAAUUCUAUGACGAAGUUAUGCACAACGAAGCAUUCUACCAAUGCAUGCUAAUGACCAUGAAGAAGUCAUGUUUCUCACUAAUGGAUGAGUUCUUGAGAUUACCUCCUGCACUCAUCAAGGGUGCACCGGUUAUCACUUUGAAUCAGCUUGUUUACGCAUGCUUAACAGUAUACGAUUUCUUAUACUGCUAUGAACUGACUGAAAGGCAGCAGGUGCUUAACAAAUGUACUAAGAUAUAUUGGCAUUUAAAUACCAUUGGUGAGAAAUCAAACGAGGCUACACUACAUGUUGGACAGAUAAUUAAAUCUUUGAUUGACACUGGCCGAGACUUUUCUCAGAAGAGAGUUUCCCCCAACAUCCCAACAGUAAUAUGUAACUUUGAGAAGAGUAUGACAGAUAAAACUUUCCAAGACUCUUUCUCAUUUAGUGAAACUCCCAAUAUUACUCAAGGCUUCCAUACAACGAGCCACUCCGGAAAUUUUAGCAUGCCAGAUGUUGACAAAUUCACUUCCUUCGAGGACUUCUUUCAGAAUUUUUUCAAUCAUUUAAAACCUACUACUCAAAGGUUCCAUCCAUCUAAACCUAAAUAA